Messenger RNA from Olea europaea var. sylvestris, 892 nucleotides. RefSeq names its product 60S ribosomal protein L18-2. Gene Ontology annotation, molecular function: structural constituent of ribosome; RNA binding. Gene Ontology annotation, biological process: translation. The transcript is spliced from 5 exons. Gene Ontology annotation, cellular component: ribosome; cytosolic large ribosomal subunit. The coding region runs from base 123 to 686 and encodes 187 amino acids. Lineage: Eukaryota; Viridiplantae; Streptophyta; Magnoliopsida; Lamiales; Oleaceae. The record is from RefSeq and is a predicted model, not a curated record.
CAGUAGCUCCCUUCGUUUAUUAACAGAAUAUAAAGAACGCUACAAAACCCUACUAACUUCACAUUGUUAAAAUUUAGCAUAGAAAGGCGCGGCGGAAAGCGGCAGCACCACCAACAGCAGUCAUGGGUAUUGAUUUGGUCGCCGGAGGUAAGAGCAAGAAGACCAAGCGCACCGCUCCAAAAUCCAAUGAUAUUUACCUCAAGCUUCUUGUCAAGCUGUAUCGAUUCCUCGUGAGGAGAACUGGAAGCAAGUUCAAUGCAGUGAUAUUGAAGAGGCUGUUCAUGAGCAAGGUUAACAAGGCCCCUCUUUCUCUCUCCCGACUCGUCACUUUCAUGAAGGGAAAGGAAGACAAGAUUGCGGUGCUUGUUGGGACUGUCACUGAUGAUAUUCGGGCUUAUGAAGUCCCUGCAAUGAAGGUAACAGCUUUGAGAUUCACAGAGAGAGCAAGGGCAAGAAUUGAGAAGGCAGGUGGAGAAUGCUUGACUUUUGAUCAGCUCGCUCUUAGAGCUCCUCUUGGGCAAAAUACGGUACUUCUUAGAGGACCCGUGAAGUCUCGCGAGGCAGUGAAGCACUUUGGUCCAGCUCCUGGUGUUCCACACAGCCACACCAAGCCGUAUGUGCGAGCCAAGGGUAGGAAGUUUGAGCGUGCAAGAGGUAGAAGAAACAGCAGAGGUUUUAAGGUCUAAAUUUCCACCGCUAGUUAUUACCAGGUCGAUGGCAGUUUUUUACAUUUUAUCAGAUUUCUAUGAAAGAUUUUGUCCUUCAAUGUGAUGCCCCAGUUCUUUUCUUGUGUUCUCUCAUCUUUUUUCUAUCUUGGAUUCAAUUUUUAUCACAUUUGGCUUUGUAUGCUUUUAAAUAUUUGAAGGAUAUAAAAUGUUCGAGCUUUUAGACU